This is a messenger RNA of Choloepus didactylus (southern two-toed sloth), 4203 nucleotides long. It is a transcript of the gene SLCO1A2, whose product is annotated as solute carrier organic anion transporter family member 1A2. The transcript is spliced from 21 exons. The record is from RefSeq and is a predicted model, not a curated record. NCBI's taxonomy places the organism in Eukaryota, Metazoa, Chordata, Mammalia, Pilosa, Megalonychidae. Gene Ontology annotation, molecular function: protein binding; bile acid transmembrane transporter activity. Gene Ontology annotation, biological process: bile acid and bile salt transport; sodium-independent organic anion transport; transmembrane transport. Gene Ontology annotation, cellular component: membrane. Bases 867 to 2879 code for a protein of 670 amino acids.
CCUCGCUUGGUGGCUGCCGAGCUGCCUUGUUGAAGUGUAGAGGCGUUUCGUCGUUUCCGGUGUUUGCGUUGUUUUUACUACGCUCAAAUGCAGCUUUUCCACGUGGGUUUGAAGAAGAGGAGCCAAAACAAAACCGGGUUGUUCAGGGUACAUGCUGUGGUUAUCCUGCGGUAACAGGAUGGAACCCCACCCCAAAUUUACCUUUGGAUACCAAUACUGAUGACGCCACACACGUACUAAGAAGAUGGAACAAAGAAGGUACAAAGAAGAAGGAAACGUUUUUCUUCAGGAAGAUGAAACAUUUGUCAUGUAAAGAGAUCCAUCAGCUGGCUGUGCUAAGCUAUUCGCUGCUGUAGUCUAUAGCAUCCUUUUCUGUAUUUAUCAAUGUCCCUGUUGAAAAGGAAUGUUACUGUGAAUUGUCAGGUGGCUAUAACUUACGGAAUCAUAAAGUAACGACCAUCCACACAUUCUAAGGAAGUCUACAAACCUCCACCCCUGGACCGCAGUAAAGGUGCAAGCCCACAGAAAUCCCUUUGUUCCAUCUGCUGGUUGAGCCACCUGAGCUGACUGCUCUUCCCAUCAACCUCGCAUGGCUCCUUCUUUCCCUGAAACCUGUUUCCGUGAAUCAGCAGCGCCCCACAAAGCAUUUCCCUUCCUGAGAUUCCAAGGAAGUCUUGGAACUCAAAGAACUUGAAGAGGGAGUCUGGCCAAAUAGAGAUUUUUGAGCCGUGGUAGGCUUAUUGAAGCAGAUUUGUAGCACAAACAUAAACCAAAGUCCGUGUUCUUAAAAGCAGCAAUUUUCAUGAUAGGACUAAGAAACAUCAAGGUUUAAAAGAUAAAUACCUUGGAACCUUCAGAAGAGCAACAUGGGAGAAACUGAGAAAAGAAUUGAAACCCAUAGAAUAAGAUGUCUUUCCAAGGUGAAGAUGUUCCUAUUGGCAUUGACAUGUGCUUAUAUAUCCAAAACACUAUCUGGGGCUUAUAUGAAUUCCAUGCUCACACAAAUAGAGAGACAAUUCAACAUCCCGACAUCUCUAGUUGGAUUUAUUAAUGGGAGCUUUGAGAUUGGAAAUCUUUUGUUGAUUAUAUUUGUGAGUUAUUUUGGAACCAAACUUCAUAGACCUAUAGUGAUUGGUGUUGGAUGUGUGAUUAUGGGCUUAGGAUGUUUCUUGCAAUCGCUACCUCAUUUCCUCAUGAAUAGAUAUGAAUAUGAAUCUACAGUUUCAGUUUCAGGCAACUUAUCCUCAAACAGUUUUUUGUGUGUGGAAAAUGGAACUGAGAUUUUCAAGCCAACAGAAGAUCCAUCAGGGUGUGUGAAGGAAGUGAAAUCAUUAAUGUGGGUGUAUGUACUGGUAGGAAAUAUUAUACGUGGAAUUGGUGAAACUCCCAUCAUGCCUUUGGGCAUUUCCUACAUAGAAGAUUUUGCCAAAUCUGAAAACUCUCCUUUAUAUAUAGGGUUUAUAGAAACAGGUGCUAUCAUUGGUCCAUUGAUUGGACUUUUGUUAGCAUCAUUCUGCGCAAAUGUUUACGUUGACACUGGAUCAGUGAACGCAGAUGAUCUGACCAUAACUCCCACUGAUACACGUUGGGUUGGUGCAUGGUGGUUUGGCUUUUUGAUUUGUGCAGGAGUGAAUGUGCUCACUGCCGUUCCCUUUUUCUUUUUGCCCAAAACACUUCCAAAGGAAGGACUAAAGGAUAAUACUGAUAUCAUUAAAAAUUACAAGGAGGAGAAACAUGAAAAUGAAAUAAAAAAGGAAGAGGACACAAUCACUAAAGAUUUUUUACCUUUCAUGAAAAGUCUUUUAUGCAAUCCAAUUUACAUGCUUUUCAUACUUAUAAGUGUGAUACAGUUCAAUGCAUUUGUAAAUAUGAUCUCCUUCAUGCCUAAAUAUCUGGAACAGCAAUAUGGAAAAUCGUCGUCAGAUUCGAUCUUUCUAAUUGGUAUUUAUAACUUACCUGUAAUAUGCAUUGGAUAUAUAGUUGGUGGUUUAAUUAUGAAAAAGUACAAACUUACUGUCAAACAAGCUGCCCACAUAGGAUGCUGGUUAUCUUUACUUGAAUAUCUUCUCUAUUUUUUCGCUUUUCUCACCGUCUGUGAAAAUUCUUCAGUUGCUGGAAUAACCACUGCUUAUGACGGAAUGCAACACAAUUUUUCCAUGGGAAAUACUGUUUUUGCUGACUGCAACAUGGACUGCAACUGCCCAAAUAAAAUAUGGGAUCCUGUUUGUGGAGACAAUGGUUUAUCCUACAUGUCAGCUUGUCUUGCUGGUUGCAAGACAUCUACUGGGACAGGAAUAAACAUGGUGUUCCAAAAUUGUAGCUGCAUUCAAACAUCAGAAAAUUCAUCUGCAGUUCUUGGGCUGUGUGAAAAAGGACAUGACUGUUCCAUGAUGCUCCAGUACUUUUUAAUAUUGUCAGCUGUCAGCAGUUUCAUUUAUUCUUUAGCUGCCAUACCUGGAUAUAUGGUUCUUCUGAGGUGUAUCAAGUCUGAAGAGAAGUCUCUUGGUGUGGGAUUACAUACAUUUUGCACAAGAGUAUUUGCUGGAAUUCCCGCACCUAUAUAUUUUGGAGCUUUAGUGGACUCAGUAUGUUUACACUGGGGAACCUUGAAAUGUGGUAAACCAGGGGCAUGCAGGAUAUAUGAUUCCACCAACUUCAGAUACAUCUACCUUGGAUUGCCAGCAGCCCUAAGAGGAUCAAGCUAUAUUCCAGCCUUAUUGAUCCUAUUUCUUUUGAGGAAGCGUAUUCUACCUGGUGAAAAUGUCUCUUCGGGAAUUGUGCUCACAGAGGCAAAGACUAUGGGGAAGGAAAACGAAUGCAAAGAAAUGCACCCAAAUUCCAAAGUUUUGAAUGAUGAUGAAGUGAAAACUAAACUGUAAUGCCCUGUCAUACCAUGCUUCUCAGAGUUGAAGAAUACACUGUACAACUUAGCUGUUUCUAUAUCAAUAGUUACCUUAGGUAGAGGUACUCUAUGGUGCCUUUUUCUUGGGCUUAAGAACCUCAAAAGAAAACAUUUAUUCAAGGUAAAAAUGUCCAUUGAUAGUAUUUCUGAGGCAUUGAUGGCAUUCGAGAUUUUCUGCAGAGGACAUUUGUAAAACCCUUGAAACAGGAUUUAGAGCCAGGAUUAUUUUUAUGUUAAAAAAACAAUUUCUCCCUUAACUCAUGCAUCUCUUUUUCCACGUCCCUUUUCCCACAUCUCCUCUCCCAAGUGGUUCUGAAAAUUACUUGUUGUGAAAAUUAUUUAAUUCCGUGGAAUUUCUGCUUUGGUACUGGGGUUAUCCAAAGACUGAAAUUCUUAUUUUACUUAUGAGAAAAUUUUAAUAUUUUAUGUGAAUUUAUCAUUUCUAUGUGAAAGAACCCCACAUCUUAUUCUAUUCAGGAAUUAUUCUUUAAAUCUUCAUAUUCAUUCCAGAUAUGAUUGUUUUAAAAUAGAUUAGUCAUUAAUAUAUCUCUUGCUUUCAAUUCUUUCUCCACUUUAUCACUUAUGUUAUAUAUUUGCUCAUUUUUGUUCAGAACACUGACAAAUUUAAUCAGGUUAUUAAAAGUCAUGUAACAAAGAUUGUUGGUAUUUUUUCCCAGUGAUUCCAACCCUGGCGAUUAAACUCUCCCUUAAAAAGAAAUGUCUGAAUCAAAAGUGAAAGGUAAUACUAGGAAAACACUACAGGCUGCUUUCUUGUAAUUUCAGAUAUUGUCUAAGAUACUGUUUUCUAGAUUCUUGAGGCCUCCUCAGACCCAUGUUUAUGCCACCUAUGGUGUCCUAAGUUGGAACACAAUCACUAAUUUUCCAUAAAUCUUCUUAGAGAAUGAAGAUUUUAAAAUGUGGCUUUUGUUAGGAAACUGAGGUCAAUAAAAUUCAAGACACAUUUAAAAUUAGAUUUGCUUUUAUUAUUAUUUUUAAAUUCAAGCACAGAUUUUAGAGGUAUAAGUAGUCUUACUGGUAAUACGGGUUUCAGGUUUCAGAGCGUAGAAUGAGAAGACAUGUACUACUCCCUGUUGUCCCUACCUAUUCUCCAUCAGAUUGAAAUGGCAGUCAAUAUGUAAAAAUGAUACGAAUCCCUAAUGCUAAGGAAAUGUGGGGCAGGAGGGCAGGAGAAGGGGUUGUCAAUAUACUAUAGUUAUUUCUGUGUAAUGUAAAGGGAAUGGGAAUGCCUCUGGAUUCACAGUGGUGGAAGGUGUCAUCCAGAGCGUACUCUGAAUGUGCCU